This is a messenger RNA of Mercenaria mercenaria, 3488 nucleotides long. RefSeq names its product U2 snRNP-associated SURP motif-containing protein-like. Gene Ontology annotation, cellular component: nucleus. The record is from RefSeq and is a predicted model, not a curated record. The transcript is spliced from 25 exons. The coding region runs from base 160 to 2934 and encodes 924 amino acids. Lineage: Eukaryota; Metazoa; Mollusca; Bivalvia; Venerida; Veneridae. Gene Ontology annotation, molecular function: RNA binding. Gene Ontology annotation, biological process: RNA processing.
UUACUUCACUGUUUUCUAUUUUUACAGUAGCACCGUACGUAUCACGUGAUCUCGGACAGAAAAUUGGUAUUUUUGGGGGUAGAGAAUGACAACAAAAAUAACACAUUUGCAACAAAAAUACAACAAAGAAAAUAAAUAAAGGCACCUGAAGAAGGAAUAAUGUUGCUAGGCAAGAAAGGAUUGUCAAAGCGAGAGCAAGAAGAAUUGCGGCGGAAGCAAGACCAGGUGGCGGCAGCGGCAGUGUAUGAAGAGUUUGUGGCAUCAUUUCAAGAAAGUAGUAAACAGGGGAAAACAUGGGUGAAAGGAGAAACAGUGAACUCGGACAAGCCAGGGAGAGCAGACAAGGGUCGUCUAUACAAACCUACCUCAAAACUUGCAGAAAUAGCCUCUACAUUUCAGUCAACAAAAUCAGUUAAGGAAGAAGAAAGACCAGAUAAGCCCGGGAAAGCUGCAUUGAAGAAGAAGGCAGAUGACAAGAAAAAGAGUAAUCUAGAAAUGUUUAAAGAAGAACUGAAAAGAAUUCAAGAAGAAAGAGAAGAAAGGCACAGACUGAAACGUGUAAUCCGAGGUCAAGGUGAUCCAGGGGGUGGCAUUGCUCAGUUCCCAGAAGAAGAAAGAAAAACACGGUUUGAGCCUGAAAUAGAUCUCAUGCCAGCCUCACAGGGACUUGGCAUGUAUGAUCUUACCACAGAUGAAACAUCUACCAAUAUUUAUAUAUCCAGUAUUAACCCAAAGAUGACUGAAAAACAAUUAAUGGAAUUAUUUGGGCGAUUUGGUCCUCUAGCUAGUGUAAAAAUAAUGUGGCCUCGAACAGAUGAGGAGAAAUCACGGGGAAGAAAUUGUGGCUUUGUUGCUUUUAUGAACAGAAAGGAUGGAGAAAGGGCUUUGAAGCAUCUAAAGGGCAGAGAAAUAGGUGGUUUUGAAAUGAAGUUAGGUUGGGGCAAGCCGGUACCAAUUCCGCCACAUCCAAUAUACAUCCCACCAGCUUUAGCCGAGCUUACGCAGCCACCUCCACCUUCUGGUCUUCCAUUUAACGCCCAGCCGAAGAUGAGUCGCCGAGAUGGACGAGGGUAUAACGAUAUGCCGAUGCCUAAGAACAGAGCGGAAAUGGAAAAGACCUUAACGAAAGCCGUCGUGAAAGUGGUUAUUCCUACAGAAAGGAACCUGUUGUGCGUGAUUCACCGAAUGGUUGAGUUUGUUGUUAGAGAAGGACCUAUGUUUGAGGCUAUGAUAAUGAAUAGGGAAAUAAAUAAUCCAUUGUUCAAGUUCCUGUUUGACAACCAGAGUCCAGCUCAUGUUUACUACAGAUGGAAACUCUUUUCUAUACUUAAUGGUGAUCAACCAUAUAAAUGGAGGCUGGAAGAAUUCCGAAUGUUCAGAGGAGGUUCUUACUGGAAACCACCGCCUAUGAACCCAUAUACGCAGGGGAUGCCCGAGGAACUGGUCGAUCCAGGUGACCUCGAUAUUAUCCCAGAGGUCAAAGAGAAAGAAGAAAUUGAUCAGCCGCAGAUAAAGAAAGGAAAAUUAACAGAUAGUCAGAGGGAUAGACUAGAGGAUAUGCUGAGGGAUCUUACCCCAGAGCGACAGAAGGUUGGUGAUGCUAUGGUCUGGUGUCUUGAUCAUGCAGAUUCUGCCGAGGAGGUUGUGGAAUGUAUCACUGAAUCAUUGUCUAUUUUACAAACACCAAUACCUAAAAAGAUUGCAAGACUAUUUUUGGUCUCUGAUAUUUUAUUCAACAGUAGUGCCAAAGUUCCGAACGCAUCCUUUUUCCGAAAGCAGUUUCAGAGAAAAUUACCGGAAAUCUUUCAAGAUGUGCAUGAAACAUAUGAAAAUAUUGAUGGACGAUUAAAAGCAGAGCAAUUUAAGCAAAAGGUGAUGCUGUGUUUUAGAGCUUGGGAGGAUUGGGCCAUAUAUCCAAAUGAAUACCUGAUAAACUUACAAAAUAUUUUCCUGGGCCUAGUUCCUAAAGAGUCUGUAGACACAAAAGAAACACCUGUGAAAUCUUCUAGAUCGAAACAUACAAAAACAAGCGUUCCUAAUCAAAUGAAUGAUUUGUAUAGGUCCUACCUUGAAAUGUUAAGUGUGACAUCUCCAAAGACUGAAGUAAAGCCUGACCUUGACGGUAUUCCUCUGGCUGACCCAGAUGUGGAUGGGCUGCCAUUUGAAGAACCUGUUGCAGCAAAAAGGGGUAGAGAUGAUGAUUUUGACGGAGCUCCUUUACAAGAGGAUUUGGAUGGGGCACCAUUAGGUGAAGCAACAGUCUCAGAUUUAGAUGGUAUGCCUCUUGAACCCAGUAAGCCAGAACCCAAUCUGGCCAAAUUUACAAAGUCAAAGUGGGAAACAGUUGAUGAAACAGAACUAGAAGCUCAAGCAAUGACAACAUCAAAAUGGGACUUGUUGGGAGAAGAAGAUAGUAAACAGGAAGUAGAAGAAGAUCUGGAUGGACAGCCAAUAGAGGAGGAAAAUCUUGAUGGACAGGAAAUGUCAGAUGAUGACUACCAGGAUGAUAAAUCCCAGGAUUCGUAUGGAACGCCACGGCAACAUCAUCAGCCUGAGAUGACGGAGGAGAGACGUAGAAAAUUACGUGAAAUUGAGGUAAAAGUUAUGAAAUACCAAGAUGAACUUGAAGCUGGAAAGAGAAGUCGUAAACCUGGAAUGUCAAUGUCACAACAAAUUGAACAUCACAGGAAAAAGUUACUUGCUAAGGAGUACAAUGAUUCUCCUAGCAGAGACGCUCGAAAACGUCACAGAUCAAACUCACCUCGGUAUGAAGAAAAACAUCAUUAUGAUGACAGUCCAAAAAGAAAAAGAGCAAAAAGUCCUAAAAGGUCACGAAGGUCAAGGUCGAGGUCACGAUCUCAACACAGAAGGUCAAGGUCAAGGAGUUCAGGCAGACAACGACGAAAAUCGAAGAAAAACAAACAUAGAGACUAAUUCUGAAUUGUUCUUGGCAUAUUGUUUUUCAUCGAACAUUGUGUAUAUACUUUCCAUAAGUCAUUUGCUAAUUUGUACAUUUCUUGAUAUACCAUGUGCUGAAUUUCACUUUAACUCUAGAUUAAAAUGUGAUUUUAUUACAGCUGCUUCAAAACUUAAACAGUGCUCUUCAACUUCAUUACCAGUAUGGUUAAAAUUAGCACAAGACUAAUUUUGUUUUAAAAGAUUGACUACAAGAACAAAUUUUUAAGCUGCUGUUGACUAUAAAUAAAGACUGGCAACAGUGCAGAUGUAUCUUUUCUAAACUUGAAUACCAUAUGAUAUAUUGAAAAAAAUUACACAAAACUGAAAGCUGUACUUAGAAAUAAACAAGUUUUAUCCCUGUGUGAACAUAUAAGUCAUGCGAGUGUUGUGAAAGGAACAAAAUUCUGUCUCUAAAAUGUAUGAAAUCAGAGGUGUAUUAUAUUCUCAUGCAUUUUAUUGCAUGUUUGUUGAAUUUCAGAACUUUCUGUAUGCUUGAAGAUCUUAACAGUAAAUUAAAACAUAGAAAUGAA